Molecule: messenger RNA, 1456 nt
Organism: Oncorhynchus gorbuscha (pink salmon)
Lineage: Eukaryota; Metazoa; Chordata; Actinopteri; Salmoniformes; Salmonidae
Exons: 2
Coding region: 21-1127 (368 amino acids)
Source: RefSeq, a predicted model, not a curated record
UAUAUCCAGAGAGACUUCUGAUGGAGAAUCCGUACGAGGGCCCAGGUAUCAGUGGGCAGGAGGAUGUCACUGAGGGGAAGGUAACUACUAGAUUAUAUCCAGAGAGACUUCUGAUGGAGAAUCUGUAUGAGGGCCCAGGUAUCAGUGGGCAGGAGGAUGUCACGGAGGGGAAGGUACUUAUUAACUCUACUAGAUUAUAUCCAGAGAGACUUCUGAUGGAGAAUCCGUACGAGGGCCCAGGUAUCAGUGGGCAGGAGGAUGUCACGGAGGGGAAGGUACUUAUUAACUCUACUAGAUUAUAUCCAGAGAGACUUCUGAUGGAGAAUCUGUACGAGGGCCCAGGUAUCAGUGGGCAGGAGGAUGUCACGGAGGGGAAGGUACUUAUUAACUCUACUAGAUUAUAUCCAGAGAGACUUCUGAUGGAGAAUCUGUACGAGGGCCCAGGUAUCAGUGGGCAGGAGGAUGUCACGGAGGGGAAGGUACUUAUUAACUCUACUAGAUUAUAUCCAGAGAGACUUCUGAUGGAGAAUCUGUACGAGGGCCCAGGUAUCAGUGGGCAGGAGGAUGUCACGGAGGGGAAGGUACUUACUAACUCUACUAGAUUAUAUCCAGAGAGACUUCUGAUGGAGAAUCUGUACGAGGGCCCAGGUAUCAGUGGGCAGGAGGAUGUCACUGAGGGGAAGGUACUUAUUAACUCUACUAGAUUAUAUCCAGAGAGACUUCUGAUGGAGAAUCUGUACGAGGGCCCAGGUAUCAGUGGGCAGGAGGAUGUCACUGAGGGGAAGGUACUUACUAACUCUACUAGAUUAUAUCCAGAGAGACUUCUGAUGGAGAAUCUGUACGAGGGCCCAGGUAUCAGUGGGCAGGAGGAUGUCACUGAGGGGAAGGUACUUAUUAACUCUACUAGAUUAUAUCCAGAGAGACUUCUGAUGGAGAAUCUGUACGAGGGCCCAGGUAUCAGUGGGCAGGAGGAUGUCACUGAGGGGAAGGUACUUAUUAACUCUACUAGAUUAUAUCCAGAGAGACUUCUGAUGGAGAAUCUGUACGAGGGCCCAGGUAUCAGUGGGCAGGAGGAUAUCACUGAGGGGAAGGUAACUCUACUAGAUUAUAUCCAGAGAGACUUCUGAUGGAGAAUCUGUACGAGGGCCCAGGUAUCAGUGGGUAGGAGGAUGUCACGGAGGGGAAGGUACUUAUUAACUCUACUAGAUUAUAUCCAGAGAGACUUCUGAUGGAGAAUCUGUACGAGGGCCCAGGUAUCAGUGGGCAGGAGGAUGUCACGGAGGGGAAGGUACUUAUUAACUCUACUAGAUUAUAUCCAGAGAGACUUCUGAUGGAGAAUCUGUACGAGGGCCCAGGUAUCAGUGGGCAGGAGGAUGUCACUGAGGGGAAGGUACUUAUUAACUCUACUAGAUUAUAUCCAGAGAGACUUCUGAUGGAGAAUCUGUACGAGGGCCCA